UCUCUAGCACUUACUGAAGUGACUGGAGAGAAACAGGGAUUUCCAAAUGCCUGCCUUAGGAUAAAACAGAUCCCACUUCACAACUCCUCUGUCUGUUGUCUCUAAAUAGAGACCAAAAAAAUUAGUUCAAAUUUCAAUUUCUCUGAAUUGUAGCUAUCUAAAACUUAAUGUGAAAGGAAUGACUUCCUUAUGGAUUUGGAUUUAUGGUCUUUUGCAGGUGUUUAUCCUUCAGCUGGAAGGCGAGAAACACUGGCGGCUCUAGAAACCAACGGUGCCUUUAGCUCGGGAAUAUAAUGUGGAAUCAGAAGAUAGGAUUGGGAAUCCCACACAUGAGUUCAUAUUAAAGCCAGGUGACUUACUGUACUUGCCAAGAGGGACCAUCCACCAAGCUGACACUCCUCUUGGGACCUCCCAUUCAACACACGUGACCAUCAGUACCUACCAAAACAACUCUUGGGGAGAUUUCUUACCUGAUGCAAUUCCUGGCCUGGUGUUUGACACAGCAAAAGGUGACGUGGCGCUGUGGACGAGCAUCCCGAGGCAACUGCUGAUGCAGGUGAAUACAGCUGACUCCACCAAAAAGCUGAGCAGCCUUUUGAGGAGGCUUGCAGACCACCUGGACCCCCCCAGGGAACUGAGGUCAUCUGACAUGAAGAAGGACUUCAUUAUGCACCGGCUGCCACCUUGCUUGGGAUGUGACUCCGAUUCCUUGACCCCAGGUGGGAAAUUGCCAAAAAUAGACAGCAAAAUCAGACUGCAGUUCAGAGAUCACACUCUCAUCUCCGUGGAACCAGAUCAAGAGAAUGCUGAUGAAAUUCGCAGGGAGAUGGUUUAUGUGUAUCAUUCCUUAAGGAACAGGAGAGACACUCACAUGAUGGGGACAGAUGACACUGGCAGUGAGGAUGGCACGGCCCAGAAUUCGUCUGCUUCCAUGAGCUUCGCAGUGUCUCAAUAG
Messenger RNA from Corapipo altera (White-ruffed manakin), 955 nucleotides. Its product is annotated as ribosomal oxygenase 2-like. Lineage: Eukaryota; Metazoa; Chordata; Aves; Passeriformes; Pipridae. The record is from RefSeq and is a predicted model, not a curated record. Gene Ontology annotation, molecular function: histone H3K4 demethylase activity; histone H3K36 demethylase activity. The transcript is spliced from 7 exons. Gene Ontology annotation, cellular component: nucleolus.